UUAGCAAAUAAAAUCUUCAAUUGCUCGAAAAGCGUGACUUACUCCUAUGACGAUAUUUUUUAUUUAUUGAUCGUGUUAUCGGGCUCGGUUCCGUUUCGGUAAUAGGUAGAGGUAAUGAAGUUUGUAGAUUUAGUAUUCACGAGAUCAGUAAAUAUUGCCAGUGGCUGUUUGGCGCGUUAGUCUUUGCCUAGACCCCGAGCUGUCCGCGUCGGUCCCGCGUUUCGUUUCCCGCGUUUUUCGUUUUCGCGCGCUUUUGUGUUUGUCUUUGGUCUUUGCGGCCAGUAUCUGCUUCUCUGUGCAAGUUUGAAUUUGGAAUAUUGGAACAAGAUGGAAGUAGGCGUGCGGAUAGUCGGCGUGAUCCUUCGUCUGAUAAACUUUCUUCUGCACCCGCUGUUCUGGCUGGCGUCCGCCCGUGGCCCGAAGCUGCGGGUGCCUCCACCAAAGCCCUUGCACCUCCGAAGCGCCACCGACCUAGCCCGAGCCGUCAGAGAUGGAGAGAUGACAAGCGAAGAACUAGUGGCAGCUUUCAUCGAGCGUGUCAAAGAAGUAAACCCGAUCCUCAACGCCGUUGUCGACGAGAGAUAUGCAUCAGCUCUCGUGGAAGCGAAGGAGGUGGACCGACAGAUAGAAGAGGCAAGAACAAAUGGGAAGUCUCAAGAGAUGUUUCAGAAAAAACCUCUGCUGGGUGUUCCUUUUACGGUUAAAGAGAGCUGCUCUCUCGCUGGUAUGUCGAACUCCGUCGGCUGCCUAGAGAACGCCGGGAGCCGCGCCACGACCGACGGCGCAGCCGUCAGACUGGUCAAAGAAGCUGGUGCCAUACCACUACUAGUAUCGAAUACACCAGAGCUCUGCCUCGGGUGGGAGACGACUAAUCUGCUCAACGGGACGACGAAUAAUCCUUAUUGUGUUAGUCAUACGCCGGGCGGAUCGUCGGGUGGAGAGGGCGCCCUGCUGGCAUGCGGUGCUUCAGUAUUCAGUGUGGCAUCAGACAUCGCUGGCUCCAUUCGGCUGCCGGCUGCGUUUUGCGGCGUUUUUGGACAUAAACCUACACCAGGCAUCAUCCCAAUAGAAGGCCACAUCCCCACCCUGAACGACGAGAACUACCCCAAAUUCCUCACAGUCGGGCCCAUGACCAGAAAAGCGGAAGACCUGCCCCUCCUCCUCAAUAUAAUGGCUGGAGACAACAGAAGCAAGUUUAGAUUGGACGAGCCGGUGGACUUAAGCAAGCUUAAGGUGCUAUACAUGACGGAAGCCACGGACGCGAUACCGCUGAUGCCGGUGCACUCCGGCAUCAAGCAGGCCGUCCGCGCCGCCGCGCGCUGCCUGGCGGAGGGCGGCGCCACGCUCAGCCAGGAAAAAUUCGAAGAACUAGAAAACUCUGUGGAAUUAUCAAUAUCAGUGUUCUUUUCUAUGAAAGAUAUACCGAAUAUGCUGCAAGACCCGACUAAUCCGAAGCGUCAACGCAGCCUCCUAGUGGAACUACUAAAACACAUAGUUGGUGGUGCGUCCCGCUCACUCCAAGCACUCGGUUUCACUCUCAUAGACAAAACCAACUUAUUCAUACCGGAGCACCGGCGGAGCCAUUACUGCGAGAGGGCGGACAAGCUAAGAGAACACAUGACGCGAACCCUGGGCACGGACGGAGUGUUCCUGUACCCAGUGUUCACUGGGCCGGCGCACCGCCACCACGAGGUGUUCGCGAGGGCCUCGGGCGUGCUGUACACGAUGCUGUUCAACGUGCUCGGGCUGCCCGCCACCGCCGUGCCUGUGGGGCUGUGCGGGGCCCUGCCGCUCGCUAUACAGGUGAUCGCGGGCCCAAAUCAAGACCGGCUGUGCAUCGCCGUCGCCAGGCAACUGGAGAUCGGCUUCGGAGGCUGGAGGCAUCCUAGACAAUAGGCCAAGGUGGUUGUCGAAAAUAAUAAUAACAAGAUACAUCUUCAUUAUAUGGUAAAGACAAUCGAGCGCGUUAUAAGUCACACACUGUGUGAACGAAACAGGACUAAACAACUUUCACUAUGUGUCCAACUCAGAAACGGGGCCAACUUUUCUAUAAAAAAUAUUGAAUAUGAUUCACCGAAAUAUAUGAGACGGUAGACUUUUAUCGCGAUUUCGGAGUUGGCCCCAUAGUCAAAGUUGUUCAGAAUGACCUACACUACUUAUAGAGUUCGGUUAAUACGGUAAAAUCAGCCUGUAUAAAUUGGCAUUGACAAAUAUUUAUGUUUAAUCUUUAUAAUAAAUAAAUUAUAAUUGGAAAAGAUUAAUGGCAAUUAGAAAAAAUAUCGAGUUUGCUAAUUAUUUAUUUACUUCUACACGGGUUUUUGUUCAGUUUUUUACACACAUGCAUUUUGACAUAAUGUGGGAGAUGAGAUGAAGGGAAACACCGCAUGUGGAAAAUGUUCCCCUCUCACUCGCUCUCACCACAAUCACGACUGGCAAGGUCGCCAUGUGAUGUGGGCGAUGUGUAAGGGACACACCGCAUGUGGAAAAUGUUCCCCUCUCACUCGCUCUCACCACAAUCACGACUGGCAAGGUCGCCAUGUGAUGUGGGCGAUGUGUAAGGGAAACACCGCAUGUGGAAAAUGUUCCCCUCUCACUCGCUCUCACCACAAUCACGACUGGCAAGGUCGCCAUGUGAUGUGGGCGAUGUGUAAGGGAAACACCGCAUGUGGAAAAUGUUCCCCUCUCACUCGCUCUCACCACAAUCACGACUGGCACGGUCGCCAUGAGAUGUGGGAGGUGUGUAAGGGAAACAAAAGUUGUUGUCGGUAUGAUGUUUAUUAUAAUACUGUUUAAUUAAGUUGGGUGUACCCAAUGCUUGGUGGCUUAUACAGUAAUGCUGUAUAAUUAAGUUUGUACAUGCUUAUACACACAUAACAACUUUAUUAGACAGUGAGAGGGAACAUACUACACGCUACAACACAACAUAGAUUGCGUAAAAUGUUGACUGUUGAAAAUUAUUAUUUAUAUAAUUUGUAUCAAUAAUGACAGGUUAUAAAUUUCAAGAGGAAUGAAAAAUGGGUCACUGGAUGUGGGAGUUGUCAUAUAGUGUACCGUUUUUAUGUUCUUGUGUGUACUGUGCACUAUUAAUUCUAUUAUUAUUCAAUAGGUGGUUGUUAAUUUUAUGUUGAUCUUUGUCAAGGGCGUAGACAGCCAGUUAACUAGGGGGAUGGGGGGCAGUUGAUAUCGCCUUAGGCCGGGGGGGGCCAAUGUAUGUCCCCCCACAUACAUUGUAUGUAAAAUUAUAAUGAUAAACAAUUAUAAACGUAUUGAAUUUUAUAUUUCAUAUCUGGGAGACCGAGAUUUGUUCGGAAAACAUAUGAAAACUCGAAAACGCAGGUUUUCCCAGGGAUAAAACCCUGGCUAGAUCUAUUAUUCAUCCCCGAAAACCCCCAUAUAGCAAAUUUAAAAAGGUUCCCAUAGACCCAAAAGUGCAAAAGUCAAACGUUAUCGAAAUUUCAGAAACUUUAUGCUAUGGAGUAGCAUAGGCGAUUGCCACUGGUAUGGCGUGGUUUUGAAACGAACUUACCGUUGGCCACAAAAGUCACUAGCGAUUUCACGGAAUACUAUUUUUGUAUUGAUUUCAUUUCUAUUCGGCAGAAUUACAUUGAUUCAGUAGAAACCAACAGAACAGUACAGCCAACAACAGAAGUAGGCCAGCGAAUGAAGUACCGGAAAUAAUUUACACAAAAUAUGAGCGUGUGGAGAUCGUUUCGAACAUCUUAUAAAAAGCAGUUACUUUUAUCACUUUGAUUCUAAAUUUUAAAUAUUGUCUUAAUGAUACAAAGUUAGCUAUUCCCAGUGAUAUUCAAAAUUAGAAAGAGUAAUGUUACUUUUACGCCAAUGUCGAUAUAAUUCCUGUAGAGUCAGACCAAGCUAAGUUGGCAACGAUUUUGAUAGAUGCAAGUGUUAAGUAAACGUCAUAAUUUCAUAGAAGUUUGACGUUUAAAAUAACCCUUGCACUGUCUGGGCUGUCAAAAUCGCUAGUUGUGUAUUGAGUUACUUUUAUUUUCAUUCGUGUACUCAUAUUUUUUUCUACUCUUACUAAUUUUGAAUAUUACUUUAGCUAUGUGUAAUUGUUAGUUAGACCAAUAAAAUUGGUGUUAUGUAUAGUUAAGCGUAUAUCGAGGGCAAAAAUGGACCUUGUAACUAUGGUAAUAAAAGUUUUCUUACGCAAAUGUAUGAAUAUGAAUUAAGAAACUAAUGACGCAAAUUUUUGUUACGUUUAUGCCUACUUGUGUAUACACAAUGUUAUAAAAAAAGAAAUUCCUUUUUUUUUCAUGGGUUUGUACUUAUAAGAAAUAUCAGUACAAUUUUAUCUGAAUUUAUCUAUUAUAUAAGUAAUAAUUAUCAAUUGUGUUAUGGCGCCUCCCGCAUUGGCUGUUAUAUAACAUCGUGUGACAGGGACAACAUAGUAAAUUACUAUCAAUGUUAUCAUGAUGUCCCUGUCACACGAUGUUGUAUAACUUAUAACAGCCAAUGUGGGAGCACCAUUGGCGUUCAAGUAUAUUCCAACGUUGAUAAAGGAUGCUACACACUGGCGGACCACCUUUUCCGAGUAUUUUAUUUCUUACAAUUCAACUAGUUAAGCUCCAAAAAAAUAUUUAUAUACGAAUAAUAUAUUCAAAUUAUUGUACUGUAAUAUUUCUUUGCAAGGAACUAAAAGUUUAACCAUAUCCCGCCAGUGUUUAUGUUUAUACCUUGACCUUUAUAUGUAAUAUAAGAUAUCAAAUUCAAUAUAAGAUGUAAGUAUACUGUAAUGGUGAUUUUAAUUUAUUGAAAUAUCUCUUGUGUAUAUUUAUUUUCAUAUACCUACUGUACGGUUUAAUUUUUUGACUAAAUGUGCUGUGACGAAAAUAUACAGAUGUGUGAAGGUUUUGGAAAAUAUUUCAUCUACACGAUGACAUUGUGUAGACCUUAUUUUUUGUAUACACUCUCUUUAAAAUGUAAUUUUGCUAUACUGAAUAAAUAUAUAUGAAUUA
Messenger RNA from Cydia pomonella (codling moth), 4979 nucleotides. Its product is annotated as fatty-acid amide hydrolase 2-A-like. Bases 328 to 1896 code for a protein of 522 amino acids. The record is from RefSeq and is a predicted model, not a curated record. The transcript is spliced from 11 exons. NCBI's taxonomy places the organism in Eukaryota, Metazoa, Arthropoda, Insecta, Lepidoptera, Tortricidae.